GCAGAGACGGAGAUGGCUGAGAUUCCUGACGGUGACGUCGGGACGUAAAACGGGAGAGGAGGACAGAAGGAGGCUUGCGGACAUCUGUCGACACGGACGGUCGCAGAGUGAUUUAUUGAUCAGCCGCUGAUCGGGAACGAUUGAAGGGGUCAUAAUUGGAGCUGAUCGGCGGUUUGCGCGUGCGGUGACGGGCGGAGGAGGGAUGCGUUGCCUGGUAACAGAAACGGGGCUGAGGGGGGAAAACAGGCCAACCGUCACUUUGAGUGAACGUCUCCAGCUUCAACGGUGGUGUAGGAUGUGCCAGUAGUCGGUCGGUGCUCAGGGUGAAGCAGUCAUCAUGCCGUGUACCUGUGCAGAGUGGAGGAGGUGGAUCCGCCCGCUGGUUCUGGUUCUCUAUGCUCUUCUGCUGUUGGCUGUGCUGCCACUGUGCAUUUGGGAGCUGCAGAAAGACAAGGUUGGGACUCAUAGUAAAGCCUGGUUCAUAGCUGGUGUGUUUGUGUUCCUCACGAUCCCAAUCUCACUGUGGGGUAUUCUGCAACACAUGGUGCAUUACACCCAGCCUGAGCUGCAGAAACCCAUCAUCAGGAUAUUAUGGAUGGUGCCCAUCUACAGUUUGGACAGCUGGCUGGCCCUGCGAUACCCCAACCUGGCCAUCUAUGUGGACACAUGCAGGGAGUGCUACGAGGCCUAUGUCAUCUACAACUUCCUGGUGUUCCUUCUGAACUUCCUCAGUAACCAGUAUCCAAGCCUGGUGCUGAUGCUGGAGGUGCAGCAGCAGCAGCCACACCUGCCGCCGCUGUGCUGCUGCCCACCCUGGCCUAUGGGAGAGGUGCUGCUGUUCAGGUGUAAACUGGGAGUCCUCCAGUACACAGUGGUCAGACCCGUCACCACGGUGAUAGCACUCAUCUGUCAGCUCUGUGGAGUUUAUGAUGAAGCCAACUUCAGCUUCAGAAACGCCUGGUCCUACUUGGUCAUAGUCAACAACAUAUCACAGCUGUUUGCUAUGUACUGUCUAGUGUUGCUCUACCGAGCUCUCAGAGAUGAGCUGACUCCCAUCAGGCCUGUGGGCAAGUUCCUCUGCGUCAAACUGGUUGUGUUUGUCUCAUUCUGGCAAGCAGUUCUGAUAGCAUUUCUGGUGAAAGUCGGUGUGAUCUCUGACAAACACACGUGGGACUGGGACAGCGUGGAGGCCGUGGCAACUGGGCUGCAGGACUUCAUCAUCUGCAUAGAGAUGUUCCUGGCAGCCAUCGCUCACCACUACACCUUCACCUACAAGCCCUAUGUACAGGAAGCAGAGGAGGGGUCGUGCUUCGACAGCUUUUUGGCCAUGUGGGACUUCUCUGACAUCAGAGCUGAUGUCACAGAGCAGGUCCGCCAUGUUGGUCGUACGUUCCUGGGUCGUCCCAACAAGAUGUACUUUGGUUCAGCAGCUCAACCUGAACACACCGAGCACACUGGCCUCCUUAACGCCACCUCCCAGGAUCCCAUCGCCGUGGCAGCCACGUCCAUGCCCUCUUCCCCUUCGUCAAGCGGGCGGUACCAAGGCCUUGGUCACACCCCUGCCCCUCACUCCAUCUCCGCCCCUGCAGGGUUCACGUCUUCAUCCUGGGAGGACGACAGCGACGGCUCGCCUCCACAGCCAGGUGCCGGCCAAUGACAAACACACCCCAGCGUGGAGAAAGAAACCAUUUAAACUAGAAAGAAACUGGAAACAUGGACUCUUCUGAACUUUCCUCCACACAUUUAUGAAGAAAAGCUGAAGUGAGAUGAAGGAAAGCAGAGAGGAAGACUGCGGUCUGUGAUGUUACAGCCAUUGUUUGUUGAGAAACGGAUGUCGUUUUUUAAACAACAGCUCAGAUUUAAAUGUUUAAAAUCUGUAUUUUGCUGUCAGAUUGUGUAGAUUUGAUAACUGUACCUGCAGUUUAAGAUUUCUUCAGUAGAAGAAGAUGCAGGUUGUUGUCAUGGUUUAUUCCCUCGGUGCUGAAGUGUCCUUCAGAUAGCUUUACUGCUUGUUUUGAUAAAAAUAAAUAUUGUCAUAUUUAACCACCAAAAACUGACAAGAAGCUACAACAGUGGUCCUCCAAUAACAGACUCUUACAGGCAGAUAUAACAUUAGUCGCUUCCUUUAUUCAUGUUGGUCUUAAAUAUUAACUCACAUGUUUGUCUCAGAGGUAAAUAUUUAUCCAUAACAUCCAUGAUUUGGGUCAUAAAUGUCAAUUACUGAAGCCAUAAAACAUUUGAAGAUGGAUAUAAGGCUGGAGCAUCAUCUUUUUAAAACAAAUAAAAUCUUAUUCUAUG
Messenger RNA from Melanotaenia boesemani (Boeseman's rainbowfish), 2298 nucleotides. Its product is annotated as transmembrane protein 184C-like. The record is from RefSeq and is a predicted model, not a curated record. Gene Ontology annotation, molecular function: transporter activity. The coding region runs from base 338 to 1657 and encodes 439 amino acids. NCBI's taxonomy places the organism in Eukaryota, Metazoa, Chordata, Actinopteri, Atheriniformes, Melanotaeniidae. Gene Ontology annotation, biological process: transport. The transcript has 12 exons.